Messenger RNA from Sporothrix brasiliensis 5110, 1044 nucleotides. RefSeq names its product farnesyl diphosphate synthase. Gene Ontology annotation, biological process: trans, trans-farnesyl diphosphate biosynthetic process. Gene Ontology annotation, cellular component: cytoplasm. Bases 1 to 1044 code for a protein of 347 amino acids. The transcript has a single exon. NCBI's taxonomy places the organism in Eukaryota, Fungi, Ascomycota, Sordariomycetes, Ophiostomatales, Ophiostomataceae. Gene Ontology annotation, molecular function: dimethylallyltranstransferase activity; (2E,6E)-farnesyl diphosphate synthase activity. The record is from RefSeq and is a predicted model, not a curated record.
AUGGCGCAAAGAACGACAUUGAUGGAGUUUGAGGCGGUCUUCCCCAAGCUCGAGGCCACCCUCCUGGCCCACGCUCAGAAGUACAACCUGCCCGCCGAGCACCUCGCCUGGUACAAGAAGAGUCUCGAGGUCAAUGCCGUUGGCGGCAAGUGCAACCGCGGCAUGUCCGUGCCCGACUCGGUGUCGAUUCUGCUCGGGCGAGCCCUGACUGAGGAGGAGUACUUCAAGGCUGCCACGCUUGGCUGGAUGACCGAGCUGCUGCAGGCCUUCUUCCUCGUGUCCGACGACAUCAUGGACAGCAGCAUCACGCGCCGUGGAAAGCCUUGCUGGUACCGCCACGAGGGUGUCGGCAUGAUUGCCAUCAACGACGCGUUCAUGCUCGAGUCGGCCAUCUACACGCUGCUCAAGGAGCACUUCAAGUCGCACCCGGCCUACGUCGACCUGCUCGAGCUGUUCCACGAGGUCACCUUCCAGACGGAGAUUGGCCAGCUUGCCGACCUGCUGACCGCACCGGAGGACAAGGUCAACCUGGACAACUUCAGCAUGGACAAGUACCGCUUUAUUGUCAUCUACAAGACGGCCUACUACUCCUUCUACCUGCCCGUGGCCCUGGCGCUGCACAUGCUCGAGCUCGGCACGCCCGAGAACCUCAAGACGGCCGAGUCCAUCCUGAUCCCCAUGGGCGAGUACUUCCAGAUCCAGGACGACUACCUCGACAAUUUCGGCCUGCCCGAGCACAUUGGCAAGAUCGGCACGGACAUCAUGGACAACAAGUGCUCGUGGCUCGUGAACCAGGCGCUGCAGCUGGCUACGCCUGAACAGCGCGCCGUGCUCGAGCAGCACUACGGCCGCAAGGACAAGAACAGCGAGGCUGCCGUCAAGGCACUGUUCAACGAGCUCAAGCUGGAGCAGCGCUACCUGGACUACGAGGAGAAGGUGGUGGGCGAGCUGCGCACGCAGAUUGGCGGCAUCGACGAGUCCAAGGGCCUGAAGAAGGCCGUCUUCGAGACGUUCCUGUCCAAGAUCUACAAGCGCAGCAAAUAA